Molecule: messenger RNA, 768 nt
Organism: Striga hermonthica
Lineage: Eukaryota; Viridiplantae; Streptophyta; Magnoliopsida; Lamiales; Orobanchaceae
Source: the annotation of a GenBank genome assembly
AUGAUUCUUAAUGGCUGCUUUGUGAAUUCUAGGGUUCCCAAUUUGGUCGUUCGUGACAGUCGACCAUGUGGCUUUAGGUCUCAAACCUCGACAAUCGCAAAAAUCCCUCAUUCGGGCAAGAAGAUUGAUUCUUUGAUUGAUAGAAACUUCUUGGGACCUUUUCACAAAAAUGGGUCUGCAUCUUUGGGCAUUUGUAAUCCGCUGUUCCCAAGAUUACCAAAAUGCCCCCGCCUGCCGCUCCUCCCCCCAAGGGCAUCCUCGGACACCCCACGGACUUUCCGGUACCCACCCAUGACCAAAAAACCGGGCUUCUUUUGGCGAACCUUGUCUGCAGUCCCGUACCUAUUGCCCUUGCACGAGACCUGGAUGUUCGCACAGACAGCCUUUUACCUCGCCCCGUUCUUGGAGGAUUUAAAGUACGCGUGCUACCCGUUUUUGUGCUCACUCGGGAGGCUGCCCAGCUGGUUCUUGCUUGCCUACUUCUUCGCGGCUUACCUUGGGGUCGUGAGGUUAAAGAUUUGGCCACACUUUUUCAGGUUCCAUGUGGUAAACGGGUUGCUGCUCGAGAUUGGCCUGCAGACCAUAGGGCUGGUGAGCAGGUGGAUGCCGCGCGGGUUGUACAGGGGAAAGAUCGGGAUGCAUUUCUGGGCGGGAGUUGGGAUGGCGUUCUUUUUCACGGUUUUGGAGUGUAUAAGGUGCUGUUUGGCCGGGAUUUAUGCGGAUAUCCCGUUUGUGAAUGAUGCUGCUUACAUUCAGAUUCCGUAUUGA